Plasmodium fragile is the source of this 309-nucleotide messenger RNA. RefSeq lists its product as uncharacterized. NCBI's taxonomy places the organism in Eukaryota, Apicomplexa, Aconoidasida, Haemosporida, Plasmodiidae. The transcript has 2 exons. The coding region runs from base 1 to 309 and encodes 102 amino acids. The record is from RefSeq and is a predicted model, not a curated record.
AUGCCCAUGCGGCAUGGAAAACCAAAAGUGUUACAGUUAAAAAAAUAUAUCGAAGGAACGAAUUUACAUUUAAUGAAUACAUUUUCUUUAACAUAUAAUGGUAAUUAUUAUACGUACAGUGUUGGAAAAAAGUUUGUGAGGAGGAUGGGAAUGGCCAUGACCGUUCCCUCCCAAAGCACAAAUUACAAAACUUGGUAUGAUAGUAAUGACCUACAUUUUGGUUGUAGUAAAUGCGUUACAAAGGGUGUCCUCAAUUGCUCACUGAUUGAUUACACGAUGGAUGCAUGCAGGAUAAAGAAUGUUAAGUGA